AUGAGAGGGGCCAGCACCCCCACCGAGGAGCCCCCCAGGAAACGUUUUCAGAUACCAAAGAAGAGCAGAGAAAAGAAAGGUGGUCGCCAUCCCCUCCUGUGUACUUAGAAUACUGUGCAGUCAUGUUGCAUGCCUUAUGGAGUGAAUAGAUCACUUCAGCUCUGUCCUGCCUGUGGGGGGCACAGUACAUCUCGGCGUAGGGGCCACUGUGUGCAGAGUUAUGUUUGUGACGGCGGAGGGGGAGAAAAAAAAUACGCGCGGGAAUUUAAUCUUAAUUAAAGGGCACUCCCGAUCCGCGGUGACCUCAGCUGCUCUGAGGCGGAGACGCUAUAAGCAGUCGGUUGUUUCCGCUUGCGCGUCAAGCCCCGCCCUUGCGUUAUGCAGCGAUCAGUAAAUCGUGAUGUAACGUCUCACCCUUUACAUUACUGAUGCAGUGCUUUGCCAUAAUAGUGCGCAGGCUUUCUGGAAUUUUUCACAAUGGAACCUGCCACAGCUCUUCAGUCAAUUAGUUCUGACUCGCGGGAUUUUGAGGAGAUAUUGAAAAUUCUACAUUCGUCAUACUUGGAUGCAAAUUCUAAGAUACAUUUUACAUACCAAUCUGCUCGAAUGGUUCACAAUGAAUUCUUGGAAAAAGAGUUCACUGAAAAAAGAAGACAAUUGAAAUUUGAUGGUCGAUCAGAAAAAGAACUUGUCGAAUCUUAUGCUUUUCUUUUGGCUGAUGAAGAUCAGGUGCAUAGUAUAAGCGAGAAAGGGUUACUUGUUGGAAACUCCAAAUUAACCACACUUGGCAAGCCCUCAAUGGGUGUGUAUCUGUCUAAGUUUGCUGAUUUAUUGCAGACCAAUCCUUUAGAUGGAGGAGCAACUGGGUGUGUUUUCAUAUUUAAAGUAAUAAAGGGAAAAAUGAAAGCUGUUUAUGAUAACUUUAGGAUUAACCAGGAAUCUUUUGGCAAUGUUCUGGAUCCCGCGCCUAAACAUGAGUGCCACGUGUUAAAGAACAUGAAUGCAGUUACAGCUUUGCUGUCUUACAGGGCAUUUGAACGUACUCAGUAUUAUUUUUAUGAGUAUGGAUUUGAUGAAGUUCUCAAGAAACCUAGACAUGUGUGUCCAUAUGCAGUUGUGUCAUUUGGGUACAAGACUGAUCAGAAAACAAGAAGACCAUCUUCACCUCUGUCAGGGCCAGUGAACAUCAGUGUUGAUCAUUAUAAUGACCGUAGCAGUUUUAUCUUAUGGAGGGGGCAGCUGUUAAGUAAAGGAAAACUUCUAUGUCAUGCUUCUCUGAAAUCUACAAGUGGCCCUUUUUUUCCAUUUAAACUCCCUGAUAAGAUUGACUUAGACAUUGUCAUGCGCCUGGAGCAGAUAAAAAAAAGAAUUCCACCAUUGCUGUUCUAUAAGGAAACCCACAGCAAUAGUAAGGAAGUUUUAAAAGGUGGAAUAUAUGGCCGUCUCUAUGAAGUGUGUAACAAGACCAAGACAGGAAAGGAAUUGCAGUGUUUGUUACAAAAAAUGGAGAAAGAAAAACUGGCUUUGGUUAAGCCAGUGACUGAUGGAGGGUUCUUGUUGUUCUAUUUCCCGACUCCAAUGACAGCUUCCUAUGGUGCUCAAAGUAAGAAGCCGUACCCCCUGCAUGCACUCUUUAUUUAUCCUACGUCUAGAGAAACUCUACAGCCUGAAUCGUGUUUUAAAGCCCCAUCUUUUUCCGUGGCAGCCAGUCAAGAAAUUCUACCUGAACAACCAACCUUUAUUUCUGCAUUGCACUAUGCUAUUCUUAAGAGUCAGACAGACACCUCUGACAACUUCAACAUUGUUGUGGAGAAACAUGUGCGCAUGUAUUUGAAGGAGCGUGCAGAAGGGUCUCAUAUGCAUAAAGACUUUAUUAUUAGAACCUAUGACCAAAGGUUGGAUUCAAAGAAAAAACUCUAUGUUGCUCCUAAAGAUCGAAAUCGUAUACUUCCUUCUUUAAAUAGUUAUAUUCAUGGGUCAGAAGCUUAUACUUUGCCUGUAGGAAGAGCAAAAGAACUGAUUGUGGAAAAUCGAAGGGUUCAGCAAUUCAGUCCAGUAUCUGAUUAUGAACCUAUUGAAGAUGAUCAUAACCUCUCAACAAACGCAACAAGAGAAGUUGCCCAUGAGGGACUUUCUGAUAAUGCAAAUUAUGAUCACGACAGAAUAAAGGGUCUGAUUAACCUCAUUUACAUGAAAAAGAAUGCUUCAAGUAAUUCAGAAACAAACAGUGCUCCAAACAGUGAACUAAAAACAAAAAGCACUGAGAAUAGCCCAGAAACCAAAUGGAAACAAACAAGGGAAAACUUCCUCAAUGACAGGGAUGACACAGUGGAUUUGGCACAUUCUGUUUCCACUUUAAUAUGUGCACUUGGUGGGCAAGAUACAGAUCUAAGACAGGAGAGUGCAGAAAUGGAACCAGAUACUGCAGAUGCUGAAAAUUACAAUGAACAAUUUGAAAAAUCACUAGAAGUUAAUAUAAUAAACUCAAUUAGUAAACUGUUUCCUGAGAAAAAGCAAGCUAUUCAUGAGGACAUUGACAAAGUAGCAUUUUCAUUAGCAUCAGACUCUGUUGCAAAUAAUUCUGCACAUUAUGAGCAAAGCACUUACAUACAGGAACAAAGUAUGGAUCAUGAGACAUCUGUAACCAAUCCGCCUGUAGAUGACCGGGUUGUUGAAAAAGAGGUUGUGAAUGAUGAUGUAUUGGAUACUGAAGAAAUUAUCCAGGGUCCAUAUUCAGGAUAUGCCAGUCCUUGUCCUAGCACACCUACCGAGCACUUUUACCCACAACAGAAUUCUAGUUCAUCUGUUGUGGAGUCUGAAAUGCACUGGAAACUGAUCCCAAUUACAGGAGAGGAAGGAAGAAUACCAGAGGAUCAUAUUGGAAAUCUUAGAGAUGAAAAGCAACAAGGGUUAAAUCUCAUUGAAGACCAGUCUGUAUACUCUUCACCAAAAGAUGAUGCCCUGCCAAAUGAUCCAAGAGUUAACCACACUAGACAAAGCAAAGGGUCUGGAUACUCGCCACUUGAAGAGUACAGGAAAGGAAGGAGACAUUCUUCUAGAAGUGAUAAAGGGCCUUACAGAGAUCACAUGAAGAAAGGACAUUUUAAGAGCAAACACUGUCAGGAUGGAUUGAUUGAGAACACUGUGGUUGAGGUGUACAACAAGUUUUCAGAACAGCUUAAGGCGGUUCUAAGAGAAAAGGAUAUUUCAUUUACUGGUGUUUCAACACCCUUACUGUCAUCAGAAGAUAGGGUGGUCAAGCUUUCAGACUGGCUGGCUACCCAAGCCUCUGAGAUACCUGUGCAUCAAUAUGUAGAUGAGCUACGUGUAAAGCUGGAUGUUGUUGUAAAUUCACGUACUAGACCUACAAAUAUUAACAAUCCUGUUGACGGAUCUUAUGAAUCAAAGGGAAUUGUGGCUGACUUGGAGCAUGGACAGCAAGGCUACAUUACAGCUGGUAAUUCGGAUCUUAAAAUGGACAUUUCACAGACAGAGCCUUCACCAAGUUCUGAAUCGGGUCAUAAUGGUUGUAUAGAGCAUGCUUCUUCCAGCAGUGCAGUAAAUGCUCUACCACAUAGAAGUCCUGUUUCUCAUAUAGACACACUGCCUCAUGCCUCACAGGACAACAUACUUAAAAAUCCACAGAAAGCACCCAUCUUGCCUGAUAUUUCAACAUCUCAUACAGCUAUUAAAGAUUUAAUAAACCAAAUGAAUCCAGAAGUAUUCAACAAUUUGGUGAAGAUUUUCUCUCAAGUAAACAAAAACAUAGUAAAAUUCUAUAUUCAUGCAGAAGAAAGCGCUAUAUGUGAUGAAAUCAAGGAUUACUUGAGUAAACUUGGCAACGUACAGUGUUACCCAGACCAGUAUGUGCACAGCAAUGCAGUCUCUGAUAAACUCCUAAUUAUUAUUCAGAAUGAAGAUAUUGCCAAUAGUAUUCAUACGAUCCCGUCCUUGACGGAGUUAAAGAAGCGGGCGGGUGUCAGUUUUGCUGGUGUGGACAGUUUAGAAGAUUUGAAAAACCACACGUAUAAUGAGCUUUUUGUGUCUGGAGGAUUUAUUGUAUGUGAUGACAGUGUGCUAAAUCCAGAUUCUAUAACAGCUGCUAAACUGGAAAAAUUCCUCUUAUUUCUGGAGCAAAUAAACAACCCAGAAGGAAAGUGGCAAAUGAAGAUUCAUUGCAAAUUUCAGAAAAAACUGAAGGAGCUUGGAAGAACAAAGUCGAAUGCACUGAAUAUGUUGGCUCUCCUAAACACAUACCAGAAGAAGCACCUAGUUGAGAUUCUUUCUUAUCAUAACUGUGAUUCUCAGAGCAGACAGGCUCCACAACUAGAAUGUUUGAUCAAACUUCAGGUUCAGAACAUACAACAGCGGCACCUCAUAUUUCUGACAGAAAAGAAUGGAUCUUUGUUUCCUAAUUAUGUUGAAAAUGGGAUUGUGGUUACCAAAAUGGAAGAAUUCAUGCAAAAGUUUACCAGUCUUGUUGGUCAUCAUAGUUCCAGUACUGAUGGAAUUUACCUGAAUUUGGACACUGAAGAAAAGCCGACAGCUCUCAGCAAAGCUGAUGUCAAAGAGGAGGAAGAUAUGUCUCUGGACUCGGAGGAUGAAGCCCCAGAGAUUGAAAUAUGCACCAAGUCUGAAAACUGUAAAACUAAGAGAAGUGAAGUUGCAAGCCAAUCGGAAGCUGAGGAUACACAAACUGAGGGCCCAAAGUCCAGGUCUCCCAUCACUGAUUCUGAUUGCAUGCAGCCAGUGACACCUGUCUCCACAGGUGGUUCAACCACAGGUGACAAUAGUAGUGCAACAGGAGAUGACCUUUCCAACAAUUUCCGUGACUACAGCAAUAGGCAAUUAGGUAUUUCCCAUUUUAACCUUCUCACACAUCAGACUUUUCUUGGAUCAAGUGUAUACCCUCUUUUGGCUAACCAAGCAUCAGGGGAAAACUAUUUCACAAAUGCAUACGGCCAGUCAACAGAACAGGAGACGGUGCAACGUUCUGAGUGGGAUCAGAAGUGGAAUGUAAAAUAGAUAUUAUUUUUUUUCCUAUCUAUUUGCAAUAUAAUUGAAGUAUUUAUAUAUUGACUUUUUGUAAGUUUUUUUGUUUCUUACACAAAGUAAAAUAACAUUUUAUUAUAUAUUGAGGGGAAAAAACCCCUUUUCUCUUCCUCUUUUUGGAAUCCUUAUAUCAUGUACAUUACACAUCAAGUAAAUAAAUUUUUUACAUAAACAAAUUGAAAGAAUGAAUUUUACCGUGUUUUUCCUUUUCUAAUUUUUUGCUUCUAUAUUACAUUAUGUUUUUUGUUGCUUUAUCAUGAAAGCAUUUUCCAUAGUUUUAUUUUAAACAUUUUAAUGAAAACCCUAAACCAAUAAAGGGUUUAUCCAGCAAUAAAUACAGAGCUAAUUUAGUUUAAAAACAGCACCACACAUUUCUACAGAUUGUGUGUGGUAUUCCAACUUGGCUCUAUUCACUUCCAUGGAACCAAACCACUCACAACGGACAGAUUAAUGUGGUGCAGUUUUUUAAUGACAUCAGCUUUGCUUUCUAAUGCUGGAUAACCCCUUUUAAAGUAAGUUUUUUGCUCCUCUCUUUGUUGGACACAGAAGUCUUUGGCUACUUGCCACUAGAAGGUGGACAUUAUGCUAUAAGCGUCAGCUCCUCCUACACAGACUAUACAACCCUGACCUUUUUUAUCUUCCUGCAUGUCUUCUAUGCUUUUAUUUUAGUUUGUUUUUUUUUUUCUGUUUUUUUGUUUUUCAUUGAUAGAAGGCAAAACAGGGACAAUAUGGUCUCAUUGUCACUUUGUGUUUAUGGUGAACAGUGAGUUGUCUGUAGAUUGAUGCUGUUACUCCCUUUUUCCAAGAAGACAAAAUAAAACAGCAGCCCAGCUCCUGGAGGUGUACUCUAGCGAUAGGCCAGACUAUGGUCUGCACAGUUUCUGCCAUCACGGGGCUGUUCCGCGUAUGGCUGGGGUUUCCCAUACCUUGCUGCCGGUGUGCUAAAUCUGGAUGAGUGUCCCCACAGUUCGAGGGACUGUAUGCCAGUCAGCCAGACAUUGGUCUGUAAGGUCUCCUACACCACCAGGUCCCCAUCAGAGCGUACGCACUCCAGUACCACACUUUCAGUGGGAGGGUUCGGAGGAGUCUGUUGUCUGUCUAAUUUUCUACUCAAUCAGGUCUCCUACCACACAUUUCCCUCACCACGGCAGAAGUUCAGUUGACCCACUGCCAGGAGAGGUUCCAAAGGGAUGACCCAUGGGUUCUAUGGGCCCUAUACAAUGCACCACCUAGUGGUUCGCGGGUCCCUCACCACAUGCCUGCCGCUCUCACGGCUUAAGUCUGGUAACCUCCUUUCAGUGGGUAGUUCUGACUGCAGGGACCUGGUGUGUUCCUUGGCCAAUUAGCAGACCGUGGCUGCAUGGUUUUCUAAUCCACCAGGCCUCCUACCAUGCAUGCUGCUCCCUGGCUGCAGUCCGGUAAUCCACUUUUGAUGUGCAGUGUGGCAGCAGUGUCUUGGUGGCUCAUUAGACCUUUUACCAGUAAGUCUGCUGUGUCUGUAUGGUUUCCUGCAGAACAUGCAUCCUUCAUCUUGUGUCUGCGACAUCAGUCCUGGUAUGUAGCACCAUUAGCAGUUAGUGUGGGUGUUUACUGCAGGUUCACUAGACCUUCACAGAAACAGCAGCAGUCUCUGUUCCCCUUUCUAAGGGUGUGUUGUUAGUCUGCUAAGGGCAUAGUUAUGGCACACCGUAGGUGCUACGACUAGUUUCCAUACCGUCGGAUUUUUACUGUGUGUGUUGAUUUUUUUCGUGGCCGCGGUCUUGGUUCCUCACUACUAUUGUAAGGUAGCCGUCUUGUGUCCCUACAUAUGUUACGGUCACUCUACACACAUAAUGCGCGCCUCCUCUUCUGCACAACACUUUUCUGGGUAACCUUCAUGUGGCCAGGACCUGGGGGUCCCAGCUGGGUUCCAUCUGUCUCCCCCUCUGUUUCCGUCCUAUUGAGAUUUUGCUUGAGAUUUUUCUUGUUCAUUCAGGACUGCUGGGUCCAAGACCGGUUAGUGUCCUGGUCUUGGGCACUCUCCUAGAACCUCCAAUUCCCAUGUCGGCCUCUCCUUUUCUGGUCGUUUAUUCUUCCGUGUCCGUCCUCCAGGUGACUCAGGAAUCUCCAGCCCUUUUCUGGACAUUCCGUUCCUUCUUGGCUAUUGUUUCCUUCCAUCUUCUACUUCGGGGUCCACGUUCUCUCGAGAUGGAGGGCAUUCCGAUUGUCCGGCUUACUCUUGUUGAGCUAUGUCCUCCCAGGUGCUCGUGGAUAGGGGUUUUGGGUCUGCAGAUGUUCAGAUCUUAGAUUUUCCGUACCAGGCCUCUAGAGCGGUUUCCUUCGCUUCUUUUUUCUGGUGAUUUUCGGGCCUCCACCUCCUGUGCUCUCCUUCUUCUGCUCAGAUGUACAUUGCUCUUCCGGGCUUCUUCCACUAUAUUCUCUCAUCGGUUGACUCUGGAUGGGGUUCUUUUGUGGUGCUGUUUUCCAUUUUUGUUUCCCAGCUGGGCUAGCACUCUGUCUGGUUCUGUAUUCCUUAGAAUUGAUGCCUACCUCCUUCUGGGAUGGUUCCAGGCCCUCUGGCUUCCUAGUCGACUUUUUCUUGUCUCUCUCUGAGGACCGUAGGUUUAGAGUCUCUGCGAAGGAUGGUCCCUUCCUUUGGUGUCCCAGUCCAUCUCCAUGGACAAGGGAACUUCUGGUAGCUCUGUUUCUAGGCCUUGGUUUUCCCUGGCCUGGGGUCUCGUCCGCAGACCUUACGGUCAAGUGGGUUUGGUCUCAGGGCGGAUUCCCUUUCCCUGGUGAUGGUUCUUCCCAUCCUAGGGGACUGCUUUGGUACGUCCCAUCAGUAUAGGUGCCUCCCCCCAAUGAAGAUAGACUAAGAAAAGGAGAUUUUUGUACUCACUGUAAAAUCUUUCUCGUAGCCUUAACCGCACCCACCCAUUUUUUUGUCCGGAUACUUUUUUCUGGUUCUUGUUUUUUUUUCUAUCCGGGAUUCUUUUCUAGGGUCCUUCGGACAUAUUUCUUUGUUGGCUUCUCCUACUGCUUUGUUGCAAAACUGAUUACCUCCUUUCCAGUAGGCGGGUAUAUCGUGCCAGGGAGGAGCCGGCAUUUUUUCCUAGUGUCAGCGCCUCCUAGUGGCAAGAGCAUAUACCCAUCAGUAUAGGUGUCCCCCAAUGAAGGCUACGAGAAAAAGUUUUACAGUGAGUACAAAAAUAUCCUUUUCUCCGGAGAAAACGGCGCAGGGCUUUUAGCCUCAUUAACUGUAUAGGGCAGAGCAUUGAACGGUGAGGGUGCCCGGUGUUGACGCCGUGAUAAUCAGCCAUUGAUGGUCUGUCCUGUGGAUAGGCCCUCAGUUAAAAAGUCCCAGAAAACUUUAACAGGCUGUUUAUUUGCAGAAAUGUUUUACAUUAGAAAUUCCCUGGUAAUUCCUUUCUGUGCCACGUUGCCACACAGUCCCCUAGGCUGCUGCAGCAGCUACUAGGUGACACACUGCUUGUCAUGGACUGGCCCUUCUACAAUCUUUCCCUAUUGCUCUACAGCAUAAAUUUACUAUGAAUCUGAGAAGACGGGCAAUAGGGGGUAGCCCAUUCACCUCCACGUUAUAUUUGUACAGUACCGCUUAACAAUUUUAUUUUCAAUUUAUUUGGCAUCUACUGGAUGUUUGGGUUUUCACUUUUUUUUUAUUUUUUUUAUUUUUUUUUUUUAUUCUGGGUUUAGGUUAUAUGUUCUGUUGACUUUUCUAGUUCUAUAUACACUGUUUGUGUACAACGUGAUUACCUCAAUGUCUGCUGGAGGAGCUAACAAUAGACUUAAUGUCUGUCUCCUAAUUGCAGAAGGUCUUGUGUACCAUAGUUAACUCAAAAAAAGAUUUUACAGGUGAGUAACAAAAAUCUCCUUAUUAGUGCUGUAAAAGCAUCAGGGCACCUUAAUUGUAUGCACAUAUUGGCCCAGAUAUAGCAAUCUACUUGAAACUAAAACUGUCUGCUUUUGUCAAUAGCAACCAAUCAGAAGUUGUCAAGAUAUGAAAGCUGAGCUGUGAUUUGUUUGCUAGGGACAAAACCAGUUUUGGUUUCAUGUUGCUAAACCUGAGCCAUUGGAGGAUACAUUUUCUGAAACUCACUAGGAAUGUGCCAGUUUUCUAUUGAAAAAUGGUGUUUGUCACUGGUCACUCAAAGGUGCAUUAUUUUUGUUUUAUUUUUUACAAAAAGCCUUAUUUCUAUUGUUUAGUUAAUCACACUUCAUGUCUCUGUGAAGCAUGGAUCUCUAUUUCUAUACUAAUAUAGGACUUUUUUGUCACUGUCAGUACUGUUGUCUCUACAUAUAUAGCAUUAAAGUGCUGUUAAUAGAAUAAA
Messenger RNA from Hyla sarda, 9380 nucleotides. RefSeq names its product transcription activation suppressor (gene TASOR). The record is from RefSeq and is a predicted model, not a curated record. Gene Ontology annotation, cellular component: heterochromatin; nucleoplasm. Lineage: Eukaryota; Metazoa; Chordata; Amphibia; Anura; Hylidae. The transcript has 24 exons. Gene Ontology annotation, molecular function: chromatin binding. Bases 478 to 5025 code for a protein of 1515 amino acids. Gene Ontology annotation, biological process: protein localization to heterochromatin; negative regulation of gene expression, epigenetic.